Molecule: messenger RNA, 582 nt
Organism: Pyrenophora tritici-repentis Pt-1C-BFP
Lineage: Eukaryota; Fungi; Ascomycota; Dothideomycetes; Pleosporales; Pleosporaceae
Biological process (GO): glutathione catabolic process
Molecular function (GO): glutathione specific gamma-glutamylcyclotransferase activity
Source: RefSeq, a predicted model, not a curated record
AUGGCCGACCAUCAAAGCGAGAUUGAAGCCUUUGGCAGCAACGAUGACUUUUGGCUCUUUGGCUACGGGAGCUUAAUCUGGAAACCACCACCACAUUAUGCCCACCCACGUGUCUGGGGCGCCGCAUACCACAUACCGACUCAACACGUAGCAGCCGUACGGUUGUACUUGGAUUUACGCGAGAUUAACGGGUAUUCGAUUCAGUUUACGCCAUUUUAUCCUGCUGGUGGUGAGAAGGAAGGCGGGGAUGGGAAAGCAAAGAGUAUAAAAUGCCUGGUUUAUAUCGGGUUACCCGAGAAUCCGCAGUUUCUUGGUGCGCAGGAUCCGCAGGGGUUGGCGGAGAAGAUUUUGGAGAGCAAAGGCCCAAGCGGCGAGAACAAAGAAUAUCUAUACAACCUCGAAACCGCACUGUCGGGAUUAAGCGAAGAAAGCAAUGAUUCUCAUAUUAGCGAUUUGGUACGGAGAUGUAAGGCGCUGGAAAAGGAGAAGGGAGGGGUUGAAGGGAGUGGGAAAAGUGAUGGGGAAGGGGAGAAGUUGCAUAAAGUAGGAUCGACGGAGGAGCAGGAGGAGGUUGAGAAGUAG